Messenger RNA from Chelmon rostratus (copperband butterflyfish), 2096 nucleotides. RefSeq names its product 5-hydroxytryptamine receptor 4 (gene htr4). Lineage: Eukaryota; Metazoa; Chordata; Actinopteri; Chaetodontiformes; Chaetodontidae. Gene Ontology annotation, biological process: adenylate cyclase-activating adrenergic receptor signaling pathway; chemical synaptic transmission; regulation of appetite. The record is from RefSeq and is a predicted model, not a curated record. Gene Ontology annotation, molecular function: G protein-coupled serotonin receptor activity. Bases 122 to 1303 code for a protein of 393 amino acids. Gene Ontology annotation, cellular component: plasma membrane. The transcript is spliced from 8 exons.
UUUGCCUUGAGCUCGGGCUGAAGAACAACGUGAAUCUGGCUCAUGGGGAUUUAGUGUCGUGACAUGCUCUCGGGACCCGGCGCCUCCACCAGGAAAUGGGACUCUCUGCAUUUAUGGUUACAUGAAUGUCAGCGCUGCAGGCCAGAUGCCGGUGAUGGAGGAGCUUGUCAGUGAGAGCGACAGCAUGCCAAAGCGGAUGGCCCUGAUCUGCUUCCUGUCUCUGGUCAUGCUGAUGAGCAUCCUGGGAAACCUGCUGGUCAUGGUGGCCGUCUGCAAGGACAGACAACUCAGGAAAAUCAAGACCAACUACUUCAUCGUGUCUCUGGCGUUCGCCGACUUGCUGGUGUCGGUGUUGGUGAUGCCGUUUGGUGCCAUUGAGCUGGUCCACCAGCACUGGAUCUACGGCGAGACCUUCUGCCUGGUCCGGACCUCGCUGGACGUCCUGCUGACCACCGCGUCCAUACUGCACCUCUGCUGCAUCGCCCUGGACAGGUACUACGCUAUCUGCUGCCAGCCGCUGGUCUACCGGAACAAAAUGACGCCCAUGCGAGUGGCUCUAAUGAUCGGCGGCUGCUGGGUUAUUCCCACCUUCAUCUCUUUCCUGCCCAUCAUGCAAGGCUGGAACAGCAUCGGCAUCAACCACCUGAUUGAGCAGCGGCGCCACAGCGAAGGCAGCAACUCCACAUCCUGUGUCUUCAUGGUCAACAAGCCAUACGCCCUCACCUGCUCUGUGGUGGCCUUCUACAUCCCUCUGGUCCUCAUGGUGCUGGCCUACCAGAGGAUCUACGUCACUGCCCGUGCACACGCCCUGCAGAUCAGCAUGCUGCAGCGGGCGGGGGGAGCCGGCACCAGCGCGCCUGACUCUGCUGACCAUCAGCGCAACCACCGCAUGCGGACAGAAACUAAGGCAGCAAAGACUCUGUGCAUCAUCAUGGGGUGUUUCUGCCUCUGCUGGGCGCCGUUCUUCGUCACCAAUGUGGUGGACCCCUUUAUAGACUACACAGUGCCAGACAAGCUGUGGGCGGCCUGCCUGUGGCUGGGCUACAUCAACUCCAUGCUGAACCCCAUCCUCUACGCCUUCCUCAACAAGUCCUUCCGCCGUGCCUUCCUCAUCAUCCUGUGCUGUGGGAGGAAGAGGUACCGCAGGCCGUCCAUCCUGGGGUCCGGCGCUCCCUGCACAGCCACGCAGAUCAACGGCUCCACACAUGUGCUCAAGUAUUCUGUCCUCCACAACGGGAACCACACGGAGCAGGAGAAGAAGUCUCUGCACACCGACACAGAGUCCCACGAGUCCUGCUUGUGACCAACAACGACUCCUCAGUCACAUCUCCAACGACCUCGGCUCUCAUACCGGCACCACAGAGUCGACGGAAACACGCCGCAGCCUCCACACAUCCGGAACUGAACUCCAAAACAGACGCUACAAAUCCAGCAGACCGGAGCCCUGAUGGCACUUUACAAAUCCAGGCGAGGAACGUGACUUUGAAAGGGGUGUAUCUGGUUUGAAAGUCCAGCCGAAACUCACGCUGUGGUCUUUAAAGGUGGCCGGGAUCAGGUGGACUGAACGAAACCAGUUCUCCAUCGUUCUGACGCUGUUUCUGUCACGCGGGUUUUCUGGUCUGCAGGCCCCCAGAGACUGAGCUGUCCAGUCGAACUGAACCAGAUCCAGAGAGCGACUGUGAUCCUGUCAGCAGACCCGCUGGUAGCCAUCUGUGAAGUUCAGCUUGUCUUGUGGAGGACAGCUUGGGUGGGAUGUGGAGGAGAAGUUCACAGUAUGAGAUGUGAUUAAUGGCUGGGAGUCGUGGAAGUGAAUUAUGUUGCCAAAGCUCUUUGAUAUUCCAUACAGAGGACCUACUUCUGAUUAUUAUAUGAUGCUCCCUGUUGUUUCCCAGUACAAAGUCAGAAAGAGUGAGCAUAGAUUUUAGAAGGGUGUCCCUUGCACAAUAGGUUGGCAAAAAUUAGCUUUUAAAACAAGAGUAUUUCCUUUGCUAAACAUCACAUGUUAAACGUCAUGUGUCUUCGCCUUAGACACAAAGCUGAAGAACCUGUUUGUCUCCCAGAUCGAAGCUUUCCAGCUUUGCUAAAUCCUCACUAAG